GGGAGCCCGCGGCGCGGCCCAGCCCGGGGGACCACUGGCCUCCAGGAGGCGGCGAGGGUCCUCGUCGCCGCCACCCCGGGGCUGGCCUGACCGACCUGCCAUGGGUCAUUCCACGCGCGCCUCCGAGCUUCCCGAGGGCGCUCUCGCAGACGCCUAGGGCUCCCGGGUGUGAGGCGCACGCAGGUACUGGGAAAGCUUGGAGUGGGCGAAGGAGCAGAGGGGAGCUCGGAGGCCGCCCCUUCUCUGCCGUCAGCACCCUCCCCGGCACAGAAACAGCAGGCUCCAAAGCACGCUUCAAGUUAGCCCCAUCCUCAAGCGCCGACUCCAAACGGAUGGGUGCACACCGAGGUCUGCGGAGGUUUGGGGAUGAGACUCUGGUUGACUCCUGUGUGCUUUGCCAGUAACAUGUGAAAACUGAAUCUGGCCUUGGGUAGAAUUAGACAAGAAUGAGCAAGAAGAUUUUAGGCGCUGUCUUAGAUAUCUGGUUAAGCAAAGUGCCCUACUGACAUCCGCCUUUUACGAGCCGAAAGCCACACACCUGGAAGAAAUGGAAAACCCGGUCUACAUGCCUAGUUCCCAGAGACCCGCCCCUCGGAAUUGCGCAGGCUCAGUCGCUGCCUCUAAGUCUUCCUGCUCCCCCGUCUCCUGCGGCUGUCAAAAUCCGGACUCUUAGCUUCCUUCAGGCCGGCGACACAGCUUCGCGCAUGCUCAGCGUUCACGGGGGUGGAUUGCAGCCACGUGCUUCCAGCCCGUCGCGGCGCUUGCGCAGUAGCAACCCGGAGUCGGUGCCCCUAGGACGCUUUUCGUACCUUGACUCCCGCCGUCUGCGCAAGGCCGUUUGUGCUCGGUGACCUGUGCACACGCCUUGCGAGCGUCGGCGCCAUGGGUCUGACUUCCAAUUCCAGCUUGCGAGUUGAAUGGAUUGCAGCAGUUACCAUCGCAGCUGGGACAGCUGCAAUUGGAUACCUAGCUUACAAAAGAUUCUGUGUUAAAGAUCAUCUCAGUAAGUCUAUGGUGAACCUUCACAUCCAGAAAGACAACCCCAAAGUAGUACAUGCCUUUGACAUGGAGGAUUUGGGAGAAAAAGCUGUGUACUGCCGUUGUUGGAGGUCCAAAAAGUUCCCCCUCUGUGAUGGAUCUCACACAAAACACAAUGAAGAGACUGGAGACAAUGUGGGACCUCUGAUCAUCAAGAAAAAAGAAACUUAAAUGGACAGUUCUGAUGAUACAAAUCAACUCGUCGUGAUGUUACCUGAUUAUUUAAUUAGAAUGGCUACCACUUCUGUCUAAUUCACCUCCCCUGGAUUCUAGAUGUGGUAUAUUGCAAACUUCAGCUUUUGUGCUCAUGGCAUUUGCCUUACUUGUUGAAACAUUGUGGUGCACAUUUGUUUAAGCAGGAAAAAAAAAGAAAAAGGAAGAACUAACUUUAUGGCUUGUGGAUUAUUUUAGUCUUAUAAGAAUCUGUUUAUUUACAUUUAAAAUAAUGGUAUUAGAAUAUAGUUGUAUCUUGAAGUUAACAUAUUAAAUUCUUAAAAUCAUGUAUAUGCAUAUCAUACUUGUAAGUUUCAAAGAAAAAUUACUCCCUUUUCAUAUCACUUAAUCUAGAAGAUAAAUAGGGUAUGAUUAAGCUACAUUAAUUUCUUAAUACGAUCUAGGAAAAACCUGUUGUGACAUGAUUUUCUUCUUGCCAAAAGUAAUGACCCUAAAAAAAUGUGAUUUCUGUAUUUUCAGAGUUUUCAGUCAAAAUGAACUGUGAAUGUGUUCUAAAUUAUAAAUCAUCCAGGUCAGUAAUAAAGGGGCAACAACUUC
Molecule: messenger RNA, 1809 nt
Organism: Heterocephalus glaber (naked mole-rat)
Lineage: Eukaryota; Metazoa; Chordata; Mammalia; Rodentia; Bathyergidae
Gene: Cisd1
Product: CDGSH iron sulfur domain 1
Biological process (GO): regulation of autophagy
Cellular component (GO): mitochondrial outer membrane; intracellular membrane-bounded organelle
Molecular function (GO): 2 iron, 2 sulfur cluster binding
Source: RefSeq, a predicted model, not a curated record